GACAGAGGAGGAGCUUUGACGUGAGCUACAGGGCAAGGAGCUUGCAAGAGCUUUUACUUCACGUCAUAUUGUUUGAUGGCAAGUGCUGGGAGCACAGGCAGCCUCACAGCCAGUGGCUUCUCCUCUCUCCCCCCCACCUCAUCCAUUGUAUCAUGCAGAAAGCACUGGCUUCAUAAUCGUGCAGCACCAAGGACCUAUGGAUCUGGUGCUGGAUUAGGGGACUGUGGCCAUUCCUGAUGCUUUAGACCUCAGGUGCAACUGCAUGUGAUAUAUGUUGGCUAAACCGGGAAAGCGAAAGUUUGACGAGCAUGAAGAUGGGCUGGAAGGCAAAGUGGUGUCUCCGACAGAUGGGCCAUCGAAAGUAUCCUACACUUUACAGCGCCAGACUAUCUUCAACAUUUCCCUUAUGAAACUCUACAACCACAGGCCACUUACGGAGCCAAGUUUGCAGAAAACAGUUUUAAUAAAUAACAUGUUGAGACGGAUACAGGAGGAGCUAAAGCAAGAAGGCAGCUUGAAGCCUGUUUUUAUUAGCACUUCACAGACCUCGGAUCCUCUCGGAGACUCGUACCAGGAGGCUCAGCCUGCAUUCAGCCAUCUCAGCUCCCAGCCUCUUCAGCCCACUGACUUAUUAAGCACUACACCACUAGAGUCUUGCCUCACUCCUGCCUCUCUGCUUGAGGAGGACACAUAUUGCACUUCCCAAACAGUCCAGCAGAAUAUUUCUAGCAGCAAAUUACCAUCACCACCGCCACCUGCUCUUGUCCAGCCAGUAAAAGACAGUUUCUCCUCCGCAUUGGAUGAAAUCGAGGAGCUGUGUCCAUCGUCUACCUCCACAGAGGCAGCUGCAGAAGCAGCCGUGCAUCUAAAAGAUGAACCUGUUGCAGCAGGAACCCUUAAGCCUGAGGGAACACAAGAGAAUAGAACAAGUGAGCCAAAACUAAUGGAUUCUCUUCCAGGGAAUUUCGAAUUAACAACCUCCACCGGCUUUCUUACAGAUCUGACUUUAGAUGAUAUCCUUUUUUCUGACAUUGACACGUCCAUGUACGAUUUUGAUCCUUGCACAUCCAAUACAGGAGCAGCCUCGAAAAUGGCACCUGAUGAACUCCUUAAAACUUUAUCUCCUUAUAGCAACCAACCGGUAACCCCAAAUCAGCCUUUCAAGAUGGACCUCACGGAAUUAGAUCACAUAAUGGAGGUUUUGGUUGGUUCCUAAAAAAAAACUCUGCAUAGUCCUCAACUCCUUACACCACAGAUUCACAGCACUGUGCACGCAUACUUUGCCUUUUUUUUUUCAAGAAAAAAAAAGGAUCCUGUUUAGAUAUUGCAUUACGCUGUAUUGGAGUGCCUUCUGUAUGACCACUUUGGAGAUAUACUUUAUAAGUCCGUCUCCAGGGAUGGUUAUACCAUAGUCCACUGAAGAUUUCAUACAUACUAUCAAGAGACAACUUAAACAUCCUUUUAAGCUGUCUGUGUAUAAGCACAAGAAUUAUGUUGGGGAACGCUGUAAAUUGCAUGUGCAUAACUGUCUAUUUUUUCAAUAAGGUUUAUUGCAAGAGGUAAAAUUUUAUUAUUUAGGUAAUCGAAACCCCUUUUUUGUCAUUUAAGGUUGGGAGGAAAAAUUGGAGGCAUUAAUUACUGCUUUUUCAGUAAGAAUUGCAUAUACCUGGCUGCUUAGAUCCCCCUUGCCCAAAUGUUUUUUUUAUAUUUUUGUACAGAUUCUGUCAUUUAUUAUAUUGGGGUUUUUUUUAGAAAAGGAAAAAAAAGAGAGAAAAAAAUUAUGCCGAGACAGCUAAUGUUUCACGUGACAAAGUAAUUUUGAUAGGAUUUGCGUAUGAAUUUCCAUUCUUAUUGAAAUGUACAAUGUUGGCCCAUAACUUUAAAUACCUAAGUUCUUCAAGUCCAGCCAGAUUUUGAAAGUAGGUUACUUUCAAGCUGUAUUCUAAUAGAAAUAGGGUUAUUGCCUAUUUAGGUGCAAAAGAAAAUUAAAUGAAUUGGCAAAUAUUCUGCUCACCCAGCGAAAAGUAUUAUUUUCUAACUCCCUUGCAUAUUUACACUUGACUGGGUCUUAGGCUUCCACUACUAUCUUUAAUUAUUUCACCAUGGUCCCUGCUGAUAUAUUGAACAUGCAUAGAUACAUACACUUAGAACGUGGCUCCUUAACAUUAACAAUAAAAGUUUAGAUUUUCCUGCAUUGAUGGUAAGACAAGUAAUAUACGGUAGCUGCAUGACUUUACCCUCACCAAUGACUUUACCAUUGUCACCAAUACACUCUUGAUAACCGUUUUGGUGGCUAAAUCAUUGUUGUCAGUACAUUCUAUUAGGUUGCUUGGAAUAAUGACAACUUUACAUAGACACAGUCAUGAUGUACACCAUGUGGUUAUGCUAUUUAAGAGGUUUUCUGCCUUGGCUAGAUCCUUAGUUAGAAUGGUUCCUUGACAAUAAGCUGUUCACAAAGUGUCCCACUGCGGAGACCAACAGAUUCAAAUCAAUGGGUUGUCUGAGUAGUGCAGGACAGGACAUCUUCUCCAGAGCAAGAGAUACUCUUUGUAUGCACUCUCCAUUUUGGCCAAGAGAUGUAUUUUCUACACUGGACACUCCCUUUUAUUCUUUGGGUAGAUAACUGGAUUGGUCAACUAUAAGUAGGAACAAGCUCUAAGUUUGCUAAAUGAAGACUUUGAGUGCCCAGGUUUCAACCUCAACAUAGUUCAUAUUCUGUCAUGUCACCAUCAACAAAUGCCUCACGUAAGAGAUUGCUGAGUAAUAAAGUCCAGCUCCAUAUUACACAAUAUAAAUCACUAAACUGUAACUAUUUGCCUUGAUCAAUGAAAGCCUAAACAACACCAUUAAGUAAGUGAGAUGCAGCCACGUCCUCCUUGUGUUGUGUGCAUUUUUUUCCCAUCAGACAUUUGCCAUACAUGUGCCUUUCCAUGUCCGAAGUGUACAAAUAUGUUAAUGGGAACCCAACGCAAGCUGUUACCAGACACGUAUCCUCUGAAGUAGAACCAAAAGACCAUCUGUAUCUGUAGUUCUAAAAAAAAAAAAAGUAUAGAUCCAUUUAAUGGUAAACAUGCUGGAACUAAAAUAUUGUCUCACAAUGUUUGCGGUAGGCAACUUUUUAUCAGUGUUUUAUUGUGGUAAAGCCCAUGGUAUGUGAGAUCAGAUAGAAAUAUAGCCUAGGACUGAAGCUGGCCAUAGAUAGGGAUUUUGUUGUGUCUAUGAUAACUGGCAAACCGCCCACCAAUAAAGUGACUGAACAGAUCAGAUUUAAACCCAUCCGAUCCAACUAAAGGAAAAAGGCAUUAAAGGGGUAUUCUGGGAAACUCAAAUUAUCCCCUGUCCACAGGCUACCGGAUAAGUGUCAGAUUGCAGGGGCCAAUGACUGCUUUGACUCCCUGAGAUCCCCUUGUACAGGAUCUGACAACUCACCUGUCCUUGGAGUGCCCCCGUCCCCACCUUCUGAGAUAAACAGGAGUGACAGCCCGCUCAGCCAAUCACUGGCUUAAACAGGGUCCUAGCUCAGCCGGUGAUAAGUGGGCAGAAGCACUUAGAGGACUGAUGAGUUGCUGGGCCUUGUACAGGAGAUCUUAGGGGAGAGGGGAGACCUCCCCACAAUCAGACACCUAUCCCCUAUCCUGUGGAAGGCAAUGCUCACUGGGAAAAGUAUGAAAAAUGUCCUUAACGAAUACAAUGUUUAUCUAGCUGAAUAAUAUGGGCACAUUUAUGGUGAAAUCAGGAUAGAUAGAUAGACAGCUGAUUAAUAUAUUGAAGAAACUAAAGAUGCUCCCUGUAUCUUUUUUUAAAUGGGUUAUUCCAAAAUAAAAAAGUAUCACCUAUGCAGAAGAGUGAAGAUAACUAGCUGAUUGUCGGCGGUCCUAGUACAGUGCUUGGUUAGCUUCGAAGGCAGCUUAGAGACUGAAUGGACAAAGGCUAAGCAUGAGGCUGUCAUUCCAAUCACUCAGUACACAAGGGAUCCCCAUUCUCAUAAUCCAUGGGGGUCCCAGUGGUUUGAUCUUUACAUCAGCUAGUUAUCACCUGUAAACACUCAAAGUAAAAAAUACCUUAAAAUAAUUAACCUUCAGUUAAUGCUUCACAUACGCAAAGAGUGUUAUGAUUAGACAACUUCAGAUCAUACGUUUUGUCCCAAGUGUAAGAUAAGGAGACGUUUGUUUAUAAAGCCCAAGACAUGGCAUGGUUUCUCCAUGUUUGAAAUGUAACAACUCAAAAUGGUGGAAUAUGAAAGGUACAGCUGUAAUUUUUUGGGGAAAGGUAAUAUAUUUAAUACGUUUGGAGCUGUCCACGAAUGAGCAGCCUUCUCUUCCGAUGAGUCUGUCUCUUAAGUUCUCUCCCAUCUUUCAAAACCAUAGAGAACCCAUUUCAUGCAAAUUCUUCCAUUAACAAAUCUAGUGGAAUCUUUUUUCCCUCAAACUUUUUGAGUUUCCUACUCAGUUUUAAUUUGCAUAUAAACACCUCCCAGCUACCUCAUAAGAACCAUUGCUGACCCACCCAGUUCUCUAGGUAAACCCUUCCAUAUUUCUGUUAGCUUUCACUAUGGCUCAUUCACAUUUUGUGUAGGGGAAAAGGGAGCACAGAUAAACUUUAGUAGGCAACAUUCUCUUUUUAUUAUGUGUGUACAUUAAAAUCUAAGUAAAAAAAAAAAAAGACAUUUAAACUGUAUUCUAGCAAAUGUUCAAAUGCCAUUUUAGGUUUCUAUCAGAUAUUGUGCUUCUGUAACCAUUGUCAGAAACCAUGAAUUACCCAUAAUUGGGUUUGUAUGCAAUUUUUAUACCUUAUUCACUUAAGAAAAAGUGAGAAAAUGGGCUUACGCGAUCAAAAACUUUCUUCUUCUUUGUUCCCACCAAAUCUGUCAAGCGCCUCAUCUCCUUGUACCUAAGGGAAUGGCGGUACAGCUAAACAGGAAAAUUCUAUAAGAACCCACUGGACAUUUGCGAUCAAAUGAAAUUUUUUUAUCAACUGGUUGCUAUAUGAUAACGCAUUGGUUCUCACACACCUUUUCGACACACUAUUACCAUUGCAGUACACGUCUUGCCUUUUUUUGGGUCACUUUGCUUGCAUUGUACUUUUUGUUCAGUUUUAUAUGAAAAAUGCUCAAAUUCUGUCUGCAAGCAGGAAGCAGUCAACUCUUACGAUAUUUAAUGGGUUUGUCAAAAGUGACGUCAUCACUUUGCUGUUUCAGUACUUUUAUAUCAUUUUGUUGUAUAUUUGUUCACUCUUACCAAUACUUUGUGUAAAAAAAAACAAUGUUUGUGGCUUUCUUUAAUUUAUCCUUUCCUAUUUAAUUUUGAAAACUAUGUCUUGUAUGUUUUGAGAUAGAGGCAAGUUGAAAUUGUCAUUUGGCAGCCAUUUUGAAUGGUUCACCUUUUUACUACAAGAUUUUUGAGUCAUGUGUCAAAAACAAUCGCAACGUUCAAUCUACCGUGGCUUUAUAAGAGUGUUGCCGAUUUUAUAAUGGAAAAUAGAAAAAAAACUUUCUCUAGUCCUUCCUUCUCCAAACUCUGUGCAGUAUUUCUUUGCUUUCUGUAUGGUACUUUUUAGCUGUUAACUACAGAUUGCAACCUACUAUUUUAAAUGUGUAUUACUUCUUUAGAAAUUACUUUUAUAUUAAUUUAUUUAAGAAAUUUUAAAAUUAUGUUUUUAUGUCAUCUGGCAAUAUUAAGCGGUCUCUGCUCACUUCUUGCCCUUGAUCAGCUUGGGUCUGUGAUAGGCACUUUAAGGCACCACACUGACAACUUUAACUAAAGAGUCUACACGAUGGCAAUAGGGGAGAGGGUUAAUGAUUGUGAAUGGCUUGUAUUAAAGGUUGCUAGAUAAUUUUAUAUAUCUAUAUAUGUGCACGGGAAAUGUGAAUUUAAUCAGCAACAAAUUAUUUGCUAAACAAAACAUAUAGAUUUCUUUUUAUUUAUUUUAUAGCAUGUAUGAAUUAAUUAUAUAAGGGACAUAUUUUAAGUUACAAAAUGUGUUUACAAAGAGGCAACACCAUGCUGAAAUAUGUAAAUAUACAAUUAAGAUAUGGUUGAUAUUCUAAAUAGUUUUAAAUUUAUUUUUUUCCUACAGAAGUCCGGGAAGGUAGCCAUUUUGUAUAGGUAGGGAAUUUCUAAAUAGUGAUUUUUAUUUUUUUUUAUUCUUUUUUAAUAUUAGUACAUUAAAUUGUUUAAUUUAUAAUAUUUAUUAUAUUCUGAAUUAUCUAACAAUGCAUUCACCAGAAGAAAACAGUCUUAUUCGCAAUUGUCUUAAACUGGACAAGGUAUGACUAUAUGCAGUAGCAGAAAGAUGAGUGUCAAAGUGACAUUUUUAGAGCCACUUAAAUUAUUGUAUAAGGAUAUUGCAAUAUCUUACUGUGUCUUCUGGAUCUCUUCCAUUGCAAGCAGGAGACGUACCACUAAUAGAGUGGGGGAAUGAAAAAUGUUCUAUGGUUCUCUGCAUAGAAAACUACAAAAAUAAAUACAAAGGCCCAGAUUUAUCAAACUGUGUGAGAGAAAAAAAGAGGA
Hyla sarda is the source of this 6509-nucleotide messenger RNA. It is a transcript of the gene SERTAD2, whose product is annotated as SERTA domain containing 2. The record is from RefSeq and is a predicted model, not a curated record. Gene Ontology annotation, cellular component: nucleus. The transcript has 2 exons. Gene Ontology annotation, molecular function: transcription regulator activity. Lineage: Eukaryota; Metazoa; Chordata; Amphibia; Anura; Hylidae. Bases 272 to 1216 code for a protein of 314 amino acids.